ACUUAAAGCUGGAUCUAAAUGUUGUAUUUUCUAAAUGCGUUAUUAUUUUUCAAUUUUCGGUAUUGUUAGUAUUUUUCGUAGUUUUAUAAUUGUGUGAGCCAAUUGAUAAUUUAGUUGUAAAUUUUCAGAUGCGAAAGGUCUACAAAUAUAACUACUCUGCACAGUGUCUUGCUUGUUAUAUAAACAAUCUUAUAAUUUUGAAAUUUCUUAUUCAUAGAAAUUUUCCAAAAGUUUGGAAAUGGCAUCUCCUUUCCAAGGAUCUCGUGGUGUUCAGCAACACAUGCCGUCCCAUCAGUCAUCUUAUCCUGGAUCUCAAGGUCUGGUAAUGGGAUCGAAUACAGCCAUGGUACCUGUUGGAGUACAGGAAGGCCAGGGAGGUAUGGAAGCACCUUCAGGAAUGAGUCAAGGAGGCAUUCAGCAACCACAACCACCUAAAGAUUUUAAUAUGGCUCUAUUAUGUCGAAUUGGACAAGAAACAGUUCAAGAAAUCGUCGCUAAAACUACUGAAUUAUUUCAGACAUUGAAAGGCUUACAGCCUCCAAAUGGUACUGCUCAAAGUCUGAAUGGUCAAGAAGAAAGGAAGACAAAGCUACAGGAAAAUCUCCGAACAAUUGCUACAUGUUUUAAGAAACUUCGCCGCAUUUAUGAAAAAUGUAAUGAAAAUUGCGCAACUAUGGAAUACACUCAUAUUGAAGUAGAUAGUCUAGUUCCUCUGAAAGAUGAGAUUGAUUCAAGGCAAGAAGACAAAAAACCAACUGAGGCUAUUAAAUAUUUGACAGAAGAACACCGGGACUUAGUUGAGCAAGUAAUGUUGCAAAAUAGGCAAUUAAAAGAAGUCAUCGACAAUCUGAGGACAUUUAUAUGGGAUAUAAAUACAAUGCUAGCAGUGAGAAAACCUUGACAUAGCAGUACAGUUAUGUAUUGUGAAGUUUUUAUUGCAGAAAAUAUUAAGAAAAGAAGUAUGUUUUGUCACUUUGCUACAAGUUUACUACAGUUUUAGUUUCUGAAAAAUUUUGAGAAAUGCUUUUUAAAAUGAAUUAUGUACUAAUUGUAAUAAAAUAGUUCUUGUCACUUAUUUUGUCAAAUACACAAUUGUAUUUCUUUGAUUUUCUUUAUAAAAAGUGUUAUUUAUAA
Messenger RNA from Stegodyphus dumicola, 1134 nucleotides. RefSeq names its product mediator of RNA polymerase II transcription subunit 30-like. The record is from RefSeq and is a predicted model, not a curated record. Gene Ontology annotation, molecular function: transcription coregulator activity. Lineage: Eukaryota; Metazoa; Arthropoda; Arachnida; Araneae; Eresidae. Gene Ontology annotation, cellular component: mediator complex. Gene Ontology annotation, biological process: positive regulation of DNA-templated transcription.